This is a messenger RNA of Quercus lobata, 3885 nucleotides long. RefSeq names its product receptor-like protein 7. Gene Ontology annotation, molecular function: protein binding. The transcript has a single exon. NCBI's taxonomy places the organism in Eukaryota, Viridiplantae, Streptophyta, Magnoliopsida, Fagales, Fagaceae. The record is from RefSeq and is a predicted model, not a curated record. The coding region runs from base 275 to 3694 and encodes 1139 amino acids.
CGCGUUUUACUUUGACGACGGCGCUUUCUUUCGUGAAUGUCUCUACUAGACUAAACAUUUUCAUUCUCUCUUUCUUGUACUGCCUUUUUGGUUUGGAUCGUACUGCUUCUCUUUUUUCCAACCCCAGUUUCACACAAACUUUCCAGUUUCCACAACUCUAGCCACAGGCCAAAAUAAGGUCAUGUUCCAUGGGCCUUUCUUCUUUUGAACCCACCAUUUAUUUCAUCAACUCUUCAAUUCUUUACCGUAUGAGUCUUUCUUCUUACAGACCCCAAUGAAAAUUUCACUCUUUUCAUGGCUUUUCUUCGUACCCAUAUGCUCAAUUUUCCUCAACCUCGGUAUCUUUGUGGUGUCUCAAAACUGUCUUAGUGAUCAGCGAGACUUGUUGCAAAGAUUCAAGAACAACCUCCAAUUCAACCAUGCUUUGUCCACAAAACUGGUGCACUGGAAUGCGAGCUCAAACUGCUGUUCUUGGGAAGGUGUAACUUGCAGCAAUGGAAUCAACGAGGGACGCGUUAUUGGUCUCAAUCUGACCAAGGAAUCAAUCUAUGGUGAACUUGUCAAUUCAAGUCCCCUUUUCAGUCUUCAACAUCUCCAGAACCUGAGUUUGGCUUUUAACAACUUCAGCAAGUCUACGAUUCCAGCGGGGUUUGGCAAUCUGACGAAUUUGAGUUAUUUAAACCUAUCAAAUGCUGGCUUUGAGGGACAGAUUCCCUUAGAGAUUUCGAACUUGAAAAGGUUGGUUACCCUUGAUUUGUCUAUCUCUUCUUUGUGGAGUGUUUCUAUGCUGAAAAUUGAGAACCCAGAUUUAGCUAUGAUAGUUAGGAAUUUUGGGGAGCUAAAGGAACUUUAUCUUGAUGGUGUAAAUAUAUCAGCGUCAGGGAAUAACUGGUGUGAGGCCUUAUCAUCUUCACUGGGGAAUCUUACGGUGUUGAGCAUGUCAAAUUGUUAUCUUUCAGGGCCUUUUAAUUCCUCCUUAUCGAAUCUUCAUUCCCUCUCAAUUAUUCGUCUCAAUUUUAAUCCCUUUAAUGCUCCAGUUCCAGAAUUUUUCGCAAAUUUCACAAAUUUGACUUCCUUGAGUCUCAGUUCUUGUGGAUUGUAUGGAACAUUUCCAGAAAAAGUCUUCCGGGUUCUAACACUGCAGACACUUGACUUGUCAAAUAAUGGACUACUUCAAGGUUCUUUCCCAGAAUUUCUUCCAAAUGCUUCUAUUCGGUCAUUGCUGCUUAGCACCACAAACUUUUCAGGGGCACUGCCAGAUUCUAUUGGUAACCUUACAAUGUUGUCCAGAUUAGAUUUAUCAAAUUGCAAUUUCAGUGGAUCAAUUCCUAAGUCAAUUGCAAACCUUAUUCAGUUGGUUUAUUUGGAUAUGUCGUUCAAUGAAUUCAACGGACUGAUUCCAUCAUUCAGCAUGGCCAAGAAUCUGACACAGAUAAACCUUUCUCAUAAUAAUCUGGAAGGUAGUAUCAAUUCCACUCGGUGGGAAGAGCUUAUAAAACUGGUGAAUCUUGACUUGGGUUACAAUUCAAUUGGAGGGAGUAUUCCAAUGUCCCCGUUUUCCCAUCCAUCACUGCAGAAACUACAACUUUCAAACAACAAUUUUUCUGGUGGACUCCAGGAAUUUAAUGUUUCUUCUUACCCAUUGAACACCCUUGAUUUGAGUAGCAACAACUUGGAAGGGCCCUUACCUGCGUCUGUCAUCAACCUCCAAGGUAUUAAAUCCCUCUUAUUUUCUUACAACAAAUUUAAUGGUUCCUUCCAGCUUGAUGGGAUUCAGCAACUACGGAAUCUAUCAAAUCUUGAUCUUUCUUACAACAAGUUGUCAAUCAAUUAUAAUGGUACCACUUCUUCCUUGCUCUUUCCCCAUUUUACCACAUUUAAGUUGGCUUCUUGCAACCUUCGCAAAUUCCCUGAUUUCUUGAGAAAUCAAUCCAAAUUAAACACCCUAGACCUUUCAAAAAACCAGAUUCAUGGAGAGAUACCUAAUUGGAUUUGGAAAUUUAAUAAUCUUACGUACCUAAAUCUCUCUCAUAACCGCCUUGUGACUCUACAGGAGCCUUUACCGAAUCUUCCUUCUCUAUUAAGUGUCAUAGACCUUCACUCCAACCAACUCCAGGGGAAACUCCCAGAUCUCCCACCAGUUGUUCAAUAUCUGGACUUCUCAAUGAAUAAUUUCAGCUCUGUAAUACCAACUAGCAUUGGUAUCUCCCUUAAUUUCACAAUUUUCUUAUCUCUUUCAAGCAAUAAAUUCCAAGGGGAAAUACCUCAAUCAUUAUGCAAUGGUACAUAUCUUCUAGUUCUUGAUCUAUCUAAUAACUCCUUGAGUGGCGCCAUUCCCCAAUGCUUCUACGCAAUGAGUGAGACUCUAGGGGUUCUGAAUCUAAUGAGAAACAACCUCUCUGGCACAAUAUCUGACAAAUUUCCAGGCAAAUGUGGUUUACAAACUCUAAGUCUCAACGGCAACCUACUACAUGGAAAGUUACCCGAGUCUCUAGCCAAUUGCUCAAAUUUGGAGGUCUUGGACAUAGGGAACAACCAUAUUGAGGAUGUUUUCCCAUGUUACUUGAAGAACAUAUCCAGGUUACGUGUCCUUGUCCUGCGAUCGAAUAAUUUUAGCGGGUCCAUUGGUUGUGAUGGGUCAAAUGUCACCUGGCCUACGCUUCAGAUUCUAGACCUAGCUUCAAACAAUUUUACUGGUCAGUUUCCAAAUAAAUCCUUUUCUACCUGGAAGGCAAUGAUGGCCAAUGAAGAUAAGGUCGUGUCAAAGCUCAAUCACCUCCAAUUUAGAUUCCUACAUUUUGGUCAGUUAUAUUAUCAAGACAUGAUAACAGUUACCAGUAAAGGUCUAGCAAUUGAGCUGGUGAAAAUUCUAACUAUUUUCACCUCAAUUGACAUUUCUGCCAACAAGCUUGAUGGGUCAAUACCAGAAGACAUAGGAGACCUCAAAUCACUAUAUAUUUUCAACUUGUCACAUAACGCUCUUACAGGCAAAAUCCCACCAUCUCUGGGAAAUUUGUCUGAGCUGGAAUCAUUAGACUUGUCAAGCAACAUGCUCAAAGGGGAGAUCCCUAUGCAACUUGUAGAUCUUACUUUCUUGGCAGUCCUAAACCUUUCGUUCAAUAAGUUGGUGGGGUGGAUUCCCCAAGGCAAGCAAUUUGCUACGUUUUCUGAAAAUUCCUAUGAAGGGAACAGAGGAUUAUGUGGAUCCCCGUUGGUGACAAAAUGCACAAAUGUUACAGCUCCACCACCUUCAGCAACACAAAAAUCUGAAGGCACAAGUUCAACUACUUUGAUUGGAUUUGAUUGGCAGUUCAUACUGACCGGAUUGGGUUUUGGGGUUGGAGCAGCAGUUUUUGUUGCUCCCAUAACAUUUUGGGACAAAGGAAGAAAAUGGCAUGAUGAUAGCAUUGAUAAGAUUCUUCUGGUGAUUCUUCCAAUGAUGGGAUUGUCUUAUACUGGCUGUUAUAAUGCGAAAGUGGAGGCAGAGGAAGAUAUUGAAGAUGAGAAUACAGAAGACAGUGAAGACAAUGAUGAUGAUAAUGAAAUGGAAGAUGAAGAAAUUCGGGGCCGGUACUGUGUUAUUUGUUCAAAACUUGACAUCAGUAGGAAGAGGGUCAUCCAUGACCCUCUGUGUGCAUGCCUUAACUCACCCCGCAUUUCUUCUUUUUCCUCUGCAUCCUCGUCUUCUUCAUAGUCUCAUCAUCAUAGCUAAGGUUUUCUCUCUUUCUUUUUCUUUUUCUGUUUUUUAUUUUAUUAUUUUAUUUUUUUGAAUAUAGAUAUUGAUUCAUCGUCCCAAAAUCAAAUGGUGGGAACAUCAUGGUGAUGAGAUGUACCCUUCUUUAACAUUUAUGUGAAUCCUACUAAUUAAAUUCAUGUUGAGAUUUA